AUGCGCGAUUACGACGAUAUUAUCGCCUUCCUGGGCGAGUGGGGCCCCUUCCAGCGCCUCAUCUUCUUCCUGCUCAGCGCCAGCAUCAUCCCCAAUGGCUUCAACGGCAUGUCCGCCGUCUUCCUCGCCGGUACGCCUGAGCACUGGUGCCUGGUGCCGGCCGGCGCCAACCUGAGCGGCGAGUGGCGGAACGUCAGCAUCCCGCUGGAGGAGCGCGACGGGCGGCAGGUGCCCAGCCGGUGCCGCCGCUACCGCCUCGAGGCCCUGGUCAACUUCUCCGCCAUGAACCUGGAGCCCGGCCGUGACGUCAACCUCAGCCAGGUGGAGCAGGAGAAGUGCCUGGACGGCUGGGAGUACAGCCCCGAGCCCUACCUCUCCACCAUCGUCACCGAGUGGAAUCUGGUAUGUGAUGAUGACUGGAAAACCCCCUUAACUACAUCUUUGUUUUUUGUGGGCGUACUGCUUGGAUCUUUUAUAUCGGGACAGCUCUCAGACAGGUUUGGCAGAAAGGCUAUUCUAUUUGCAACCAUGGGCGUGCAGACAGGUUUCAGCUUCCUGCAGAUCUUCUCAACCAGCUGGGAAAUGUUCACAGUGCUUUUUGUUAUAGUUGGCAUGGGACAGAUCUCGAACUACGUUGUGGCCUUCAUAUUAGGCACAGAAAUUCUUGGCAAAUCAGUUCGUAUUAUAUUCUCUACAUUAGGAGUUUGCAUAUUUUUUGCAAUUGGCUACAUGUUGCUGCCACUAUUUGCUUACUUCAUCAGAGACUGGCGGAUGCUGCUACUGGCCCUUACUGUACCUGGGGUAUGCUGCGUUCCACUGUGGUGGCUCAUUCCUGAAUCUCCCCGGUGGCUGAUCUCUCAAGGAAGGUUUGAAGAAGCAGAAGCAAUUAUUCGGAAGGCUGCAAAAACAAAUGGCGUUCCAGCUCCAACAGUACUCUUAGAGUCCAUGGAGAUAGAGGAUUUAAAGGCCAAGCAGCAGCAGGGUAUGCUUCUGGACUUGUUCAGAACCCGAAACAUUGCAAUUAUCACUGUCAUGUCUCUUCUCUUGUGGAUGUUUACAUCUAUUGGCUACUUUGGCUUGUCACUCAACACCCCCAAUCUGCAUGGAAAUGCCUACCUCAAUUGCUUCUUGUCAGCAGUAAUUGAAGUUCCAGCCUAUGUGAUUGCGUGGCUUCUCCUCCGGACCUUACCUCGGCGUUAUUCAAUAUCUGGCACACUCUUCUUGGGAGGAGGGGUUGUUCUGUUCAUUCAACUGGUACCUCCAAACCUUCAUGUCCUGUCUGUCAUCCUGGUAAUGUUGGGGAAAUUUGGGAUUACGUCUGCCUUUUCCAUGCUCUACGUAUAUACUGCAGAGCUCUACCCAACUAUAGUAAGAAACAUGGCAGUUGGUGCGACCUCCAUGUCGUCCCGGGUGGGCAGCAUUAUUGCUCCUUACUUCGUUUAUCUCGGUGCCUAUGACAGAUUUCUGCCUUAUAUCCUCAUGGGUAGCCUGACUGUGCUGAUUGGGAUUCUCACCCUCUUCCUGCCAGAAAGCUAUGGGAACCCUCUGCCGGAGACACUUGAAGAGAUGCUGCAAGUUAAAGGAUUCAGAAACAGACAACACAUCUAUAAAAUGAGGAGUUCAAAGCAGAAUACAUUGGACACCAAGAAUUUGAGAACAUCGUUGUGACUAUAUAUCUUUGCCUUUUGAUGAAGUGGACAACCAGGACUUGUUAAAAGCUUCAUUCUGAAGAGAAAUGAAAAGUCAUUAAUACUAUAGGAGGGGUGGGGGUUGUCAUCGUAAUCCUUAUAAUUCCAGUCUGGUAUACCAAAUGUGUGGAUUUUUGUGUGAAGUUACUGUCUGCAUAUGUAAGACUCUUAGUCAAUAAUAGUGUUUGUGCCUUGAGUUUCGCGGGGUGGGCAGGGGGAUGCAUUUCCAAGUCUUGAACACUCUCAUUUCUCUUCGAUUUAGGUAUAAUGUAUUUUUCAAAAACAGCAUAAAUUUUGAGGAAAGUGAAAGUUCUGACUAUAGAAUCUUAGAGUCAGCAGUGAAGACCAACCAAAUCUUUUUGAGAUCCCAAUUUCAGAAGGUCCUAAGAAGAGUUGGAUGGAUUAAUUAUCUAGACAUUUCUGUGGGGUUUUUUGUAGGAUGUGAAAUGAAUAGAGCUUUCACCAGUAAAGCACUUUGAGAACUGGGCCCCAACUUACUCAUUUUGAAAAAUACAACCUAAAAAUCUUUAGAAGAAAUAAAACUUUAAAGACAUUGGGCCACAUUUUCCACAGCGCUAGAAGGAGGGAAGAACUCUGAGUGGUUGGAGCAUGGCUGCAUUAAAACAACCCAGAAUGUGGGGAGGAGGAAACUGUUCUUGUUUCUCUCCCCUCCAACCAAAAACCCUUUUCGUGGCCAGGAAUAUGUCCCUGAGAAAUGUGGAAUCCUCAGGGACAUAUUCCUUGAAGCAAAAAGGGCUUGUGGUGGAGGGGAGAGAAGUGAAAACCACUUCCCCUUCUGCCUACAAUGAGUGUAGAAAAGGCUUCAACACAAUGACUCUAUGAGUGUGCAAGCCUUCUCCGCCACAACCAUAGCACUGCACAUGUGCGCCACUUUGUCCUAAUAAAAUGCAAAUAUAAACUUUAAAAGAGAUUUUUUAAGCAUGAAGCAUUCUCUUUUUGAAUUUCUUGACUUCUUAGGAGUAGUCUUCAUAUGUUUGACAAUAUUUCCUUUCAUCCACUGGUCCAGAUGAUGGCUCUAAAACUCCACACCUUCAAUUCAUUUAUCUAGUAGUACUGAGCAAAAUGUCCGCCAGUUAUCAUUUGAGCUUCUUUCUCUUCCUUCAUCCCCACUUCAUCAAAUUCUGUUUUCUUGUAGGAUAGAUGCAAAAGCUCUUCAUUGGAUCCAAACUUACCAUAGAGAUGAGACCUGGGACCAGAACUAUUCCAAAACAAACUCUACAUAAUACUGUCUUACAACCAAAAAAACCAAACCUCCUUAGGGAAUUGGAUUAACUUCUUUAAAAUAUAGUUUAAAGUAAAAUGCUGUUUUUAGGGAACACUCUAACAAGUAUUAAAAGAACAAAAGAAUGUAUUGCCUGCAACAUAUUCUGUAGCUUUGUCACGGCUUUCUUAUGAACAUGAUGAGCUUCUGAACAAAUUCUCUGCUGAGAAGAAAAUAUUGGUAGGCUAGUUAUUUUUGAAGUUAGGCAUUUGGACUUAAUUGGCAUUUAUGGAAUUAAAGCAUUCAUACAUGUGGCAAAUUAAAACCCACUUAACAGCUAAAUUCUCUCUUUUGCCAACCCAAGACAUAUAUAUUGCAUAAUCCCAUAGUUUGAUAGUUCAAAGUGGGGAGUUCAAUGACAACUGUCUGCUGUUGACUGUGCAUGGAAGUGCAGACUGAGUUAUAUGCUACCAGCAAUGGCUUGGGAAGACAGGAGAGCUACUUCCCCAUUGCAGCCAUUUCCACACCCAUUGAUGGUAAUGUACUAAUUGGGCUCACAUUUAAAAAAUAUAUAUACAUAUAUAAUGCAAAAUACAGCCUGCUUGAACCAAUAAUGGUCAGUGACUAAGAUGGGCACCCUUCCUUAUCAGUUUCUGAAGCCCAAUGUUAUCAGUGCACCAAAACUACAUGGGCCAUCCCAACUGUGUUUAUAAUAUGGUAAAUACAGAAUAAUUUCUUUCAGGACCACAAUCCUUAACUGUAAUUGUGUGAGAGUUUGAAAUUUGGCAGCUGUUUGCCAUACUAAUCCUAUACCAAGAUGUAACUGUUUAUUACAUCUUGUUCAAGGUUCUCUUUAGAAUACAAUACCUGAUUAUUUAAAUGUUUAAGAAUUUUUGUUAUGCCAGAAGAAAUCGUUCAUAGCCUAACAUGUAGCACGACUAUUUAAGUACUUAAGUUGCUUGUAAUUUUGCCAGUAUCUGAGCCAGAGACUAUAGCUUUUGUUUUUACAGGUCAGUAUUUGGGAAUGGUGCCUCUUACUUCUGUGCCUACAGCAGGUCAUUUAUUCUGUCCUGCUCGCUUUGUGGCAAGGAGGAGUCUCCAGUUUUGUCCCAGAGAAAAUGGAUGAGUUAGACUGCAAUCCUACACACCCUUUCUUGGGAGUAAGGCCCACUGAACACAGUGGGACUUCCUUCUGAGUAAACAUACAUGGGGUUGCUCUCUACAUGGAGUGUGCUAGCCACCAUUUCUGAAUGCUGUCUUUCUGUCCUGGAGCUUUUAAACAUCAGCCCUGGUCUCUCAGGAGUUGCUGGUUCUAAUUGUUUUCUCGGCAAACUUAAUAUCUAUAAAGGAUAACGUUUACAUAAUUUUUUGUUGUUUGGCACUAUGUACCAUGGCAUAUCUUUUUUGUAGAUAUUUUAUUCAAAAAUAUUGGAUUCUAAUUUUGUUUUACAUGGUUGUAAAUGUUACUAUUUCUAAAACUUACAUUUAUAUAAUGUGGUAUUUUUGUGGAGGGCUUAGUUACUAGGCCUGUGCAAGUUGGGAGAAGACGUUGGAAAUCCCGGCCCUCACCCCGAGGAGGCAGCAGAACGCAGGGCAUUUGCCGUGGUAAUGCAGUGAUGGUGGUGGUAGUGGCUCUUUUAAUACCCAGUACUGGUGCAGCGGCAGCUGAAAGGCUAAAGAAAAUCUCGGAGGCAGGCAGGCAGGGAGUGAUGCAAGGCAACCUGGGAAAGCAUGUAAGACAGCUGGGAGGAAGCAUGGAAUGGCUGGGUAUUGUGGUUCUGCUCAGAGCUUCUCCCACCACCAUACUGCCAAGCCUUCUGCUGCCUCCUGGUGGUGAGGGCUGGGAUUUCCAACAUCCUCUCAUGACUUCACCAACUUGCAUAGGCCUAUUACUUACCAGGGUAGGGUUUUUUUUAACAGUUAAGUUCAUUUUUAAUUAUAUAAUUUCCAGUUCAGAUCCUUAGGAAUUGCUAUAUAUUUUAUUUUAUUUUUAAAGCCUUUCUGAUUCUUCAACUAGUAAAACACAAAGCUGCACUUUUUAGACUUUUAGUUUGAAGGGAUCAGUUCUGUAAAGACUUUCCCGAUAUUACUUGAAGUACUGCAAGUUCUUGGGAUAUUUUAGCCUUUUCAAAACAUAUGUAGCUGCUAAAUGUUGGUGUUUAUCUAUAUUGCUAGAGGCUGUGGGUUUGAGGUUCUGCUUGUUUCAUGUAACAAAACUGUCUCUAAUUUGAUUAGACUAGCUGAAUACCUAUGUAUUGGGCUGAAGAAAUCCACCAUAGUACUUCUGUGUACAUCAUGUGUGCUACAGAAGCUGAUAUAGCGACUGGAAUGGAUUUUGACACAUUGUCUUUACAGUAUUAAUCCUAGAAUGGCUUACUUGCUUUUUGGUGAGAGUUUGCAAGGAAAAUGUACAUCCUUUGCCAAUUGAUUCUUCUCAGGGAUUAGUCAAGUGGUGUUUGUGAUAGUCCAAAGAUUGUAAAUGAAAGAAGACUCAUGAUGGAGAGAAUUCUGUUUGCACCUUUAUGUGUUGUUUUAUUUUAUGCUGUAAAGACUUCAGAUGAUGCUGUCAAAAAUUAGAUUUGCUACUUGGAGUGGGUGGGGUUUGUUUUCUGCUGAACAACUUGUGACUCACCAAAUGUAAGCCUGCCUGCCAGCCAUGUAUAGUGGCCUAUCAGCAGCUUGACUGAACUUUUUGAUGGCACAGACCAGGAAGGCAUCAAGUACCUAGUAGGCUGCAAUACAUGGCUAGUGGGCUGCUGUACUACAUAGGUGCAUUGGGCUCACCAGGUCACAAGGAGUGCAGGCCUGUUUUCCUGCAACUAGAAAGGUUCUCAGCUGCCUGGUUCUCUAGCAAACGACGCUCUCCUGAGGUACUGAGGGAGGCAGUCAUCACAUUUGGGAUAGCACUUCUUCUUAGCUACAGGCUACAGUAUAGGCCCUAUACAGCAUAUUUAAAAAAGCGUCUACUGGCUUCUUCCCACUGAUUUGUCACCCUUUCCAUAGAUUUUCAGCUGCUAUCCAACAGACAGAAUUUCCCGUGUUGUAUUUGAAUAAUGUAUUGUUUUUGUUAAGAGUUGCAACUGACUUGUUGGACUUUUUGUAUGUAUCACCAUGUAGCAGUUGCUUCUCUACUUUCUUUAUUGAUAAUAAAAGAAACUGCACUGACAAA
This is a messenger RNA of Hemicordylus capensis (graceful crag lizard), 6079 nucleotides long. It is a transcript of the gene SLC22A4, whose product is annotated as solute carrier family 22 member 4. Gene Ontology annotation, biological process: carnitine transport; transmembrane transport. Gene Ontology annotation, cellular component: membrane. Lineage: Eukaryota; Metazoa; Chordata; Lepidosauria; Squamata; Cordylidae. The transcript has 10 exons. Gene Ontology annotation, molecular function: transmembrane transporter activity; ATP binding. The coding region runs from base 1 to 1668 and encodes 555 amino acids. The record is from RefSeq and is a predicted model, not a curated record.